This is a messenger RNA of Clunio marinus, 213 nucleotides long. NCBI's taxonomy places the organism in Eukaryota, Metazoa, Arthropoda, Insecta, Diptera, Chironomidae. The record is from the annotation of a GenBank genome assembly.
AUGGCAAAUGAGUGCACAACACAUGGUGAAGCUACGUAUUCAAGCAACCACAAAGAAAGAAACAAACAAACAUUGGAAUUUCCAACAUCGCCCUUGUUACAAUUUCUCACGAAAGAAAAAUGGGAUCAGCUUAGAAGUGAACGUAAAUGGAGCUUGAUUAUGGAUAAGUUGGAUGGAAAAUGCAUAACAAUGUUGCAUUUCGAUGUCAUUUGA